UUCAAGAGCAAAAUCGCCGCUUCGCACGAAGCUCAACCGCGCUACUCUACUAACUUCCCAUUUCUUCGAUACAACCGAAGCUCUCCCUCAUACAUUGGAAUCUCCGCCGGACUAUAGCGGCGAAUUUUUCUACGUUCGUUUCAUCGAGCGUUUCUCCGUUCGUUAAAUCUCUCCUUGGGAGCUUUCUCGUUUAGCCUCUCUCUCUCUGUGUUUGCUUCUGUUAGUAAAAUGUCUCAGGUGGUGGCUACAAGGUCGAUUUGCAGCACAUUCCUGUGCCCUAGCUCGGGAUCUGUGCAGGACCGGGCGGACAAGGCUCGGUCUUUUGGUUUUGGCUCGAAAGUGCUGGCGCACGAGAAGAAGAGUUGGAACUUUGUUUCCAGGAGAAGUCUAGUCACAGCGAAAAGAGCUGCUCAAGCUGCAGUUGUUCCAGUAUCACCUGAGGAUGUUCAGAAGGCAGAUGAGCAAUUUGAACAUUUACGAGCAGUUCAACAACUUGGUGAUACACCGGUUGGAAUGUGGUCCAAACCAACAGUUAGACGUAAGACAAAGAUUGUGUGCACGAUUGGUCCUUCGACUAACACGAAGGAAAUGAUUUGGAAACUGGCCGAGGCUGGAAUGAAUGUUGCUCGAUUGAAUAUGUCUCAUGGAGACCAUGCAUCUCAUCAGAAAGUUAUAGAUUUAGUCAGAGAAUACAAUGCGCAAUCACAAGACAACUGCAUUGCGAUCAUGCUCGACACCAAGGGUCCUGAGGUUAGGAGUGGUGACCUACCACAACCAAUAUUGUUAGAGACUGGACAGGAAUUCACAUUUUCCAUACGGAGAGGUGUUAGUACUCCAGAUUCUGUCAGCGUAAACUAUGACGAUUUUGUUAAUGAUGUAGAAGUUGGGGACAUGCUUCUUGUUGAUGGUGGAAUGAUGUCAUUGAUGGUGAAGUCUAAGACAGAGGAUUCGGUGAAGUGUGAAGUUGUUGAUGGAGGAGAGCUCAAGUCCAGACGACAUUUAAAUGUUCGAGGGAAAAGUGCAACACUGCCUUCCAUUACUGAGAAGGACUGGGAUGACAUAAAAUUUGGAGUUGACAACAAAGUUGAUUUUUAUGCCGUCUCUUUCGUUAAAGAUGCACAAGUGGUUCAUGAGUUGAAGAAUUAUCUUAAAAGCUGUGAUGCUGACAUUCAUAUAAUUGUAAAAAUAGAAAGCGCAGACUCCAUACCAAAUUUGCAUUCAAUUAUUACAGCAUCUGAUGGGGCAAUGGUUGCAAGAGGUGAUCUUGGUGCGGAACUCCCUAUUGAAGAGGUUCCACUUCUGCAGGAGGAGAUAAUAAACAUGUGUCGUGGCAUGGGGAAGGCUGUCAUUGUGGCAACUAACAUGCUUGAGAGUAUGAUUGUUCAUCCAACACCAACCAGAGCAGAAGUAUCUGACAUUGCUAUUGCUGUUAGAGAGGGUGCUGAUGCAGUCAUGCUUUCUGGAGAAACUGCUCACGGAAAAUUCCCAUUAAAAGCUGUGAAAGUAAUGCAUACAGUUGCUUUACGGACUGAAGCGACCAUAGCCGGUGGUCAAAUGCCAUUGAAUCUCGGCCAAACAUUCAAGAACCAUAUGAGCGAGAUGUUUGCUUAUCAUGCAACAAUGAUGUCCAACACUCUUGGAACCUCAAUAGUUGUCUUCACUAGAACUGGUUUUAUGGCUAUCCUCCUUAGCCAUUAUCGACCAUCUGGCACAACAUUUGCCUUUACAAACGAUAAAACAAUACAACAGAGGUUGGCUUUAUAUCAGGGAGUGUGCCCCAUAUACAUGCAGUUCUCUGAUGAUGCUGAGAAGACCUUUGCUGAUGCCUUAUCUCUGCUUCAGAGGCAAGGAAUGGUGAAGGAAGGAGAAGAGGUAGCACUCCUUCAGAGUGGCAGACAACCCAUAUGGCGGUUCCCAUCUACUCACAAUAUUCAAGUGCGUAAAGUGUAGAGUAGAGACCAAGAAACGUGAGAAAUGCUACUUAAUUAUUCAGCCUUCAUUAUUUUUGCUAUUCUCCCAUAAGUAUGCGAACCUCUACAUUUCCUUAUUCUUUGUUUUUUUGUUAAUCUACGAGUACGAGUAGAGUAUGAGUGUCUAUAUAAGAAGUAUGAGAUGCCUUGUUUUUUGUCUUGUGUAGCUAGCUAGCUCUGGUAUAAUUUUUGGGUUGUGUAGCUCUAAUCUUUUAUCAAUAAUUUGCCUGAACUGUGUAGCUUAGCUAGUUGUUAGUUGAAGAACAGCCUCCAACUCUGAACUCACAAUUUAUUAUUUUAUGUCAUUCAAUUCAGGCCUUAUCAUACUUCCUGA
Molecule: messenger RNA, 2304 nt
Organism: Momordica charantia (bitter melon)
Lineage: Eukaryota; Viridiplantae; Streptophyta; Magnoliopsida; Cucurbitales; Cucurbitaceae
Gene: PKP-BETA1
Product: plastidic pyruvate kinase beta subunit 1
Biological process (GO): glycolytic process
Molecular function (GO): magnesium ion binding; potassium ion binding; pyruvate kinase activity
Source: RefSeq, a predicted model, not a curated record